This is a messenger RNA of Saccoglossus kowalevskii, 789 nucleotides long. RefSeq names its product paired box protein Pax-9-like. The record is from RefSeq and is a predicted model, not a curated record. NCBI's taxonomy places the organism in Eukaryota, Metazoa, Hemichordata, Enteropneusta, Harrimaniidae. Gene Ontology annotation, biological process: regulation of DNA-templated transcription. Gene Ontology annotation, molecular function: DNA binding.
AUGCAGUCUCAUAAACGAGGAUUCGACACACAAUUUAGUGUACGACAGAAAAUUGUUGAACUUUACUUAAAUGGGCCGUCAUGUAGACAAAUUGCACAACAAACUGGCAUGUCAAAAAGUACUGCGAAUAAUAUAUGUACUAAACUUAUUACUAGCGGUGAUGUUUCAGCUGGGAAGCACGGACGAAAACACGGUAACAGAACAUGCUUGACUGAUAAUAUUUUACAACAUAUUGAAUUUUAUAAACGUCGACAGCCUACUAUUUAUCUGCGUGAAAUUCAGUCAAAGUUACGCCAAGAUAAUGUGUGCCUCGAUGUCCCCAGUUCAUCCACGGUUUACCGGGGACUUGUUCACCGCCUACACAUGACGAGGAAAAAGUUAAAAUCUGUUGCUGCAGAGUCAACGACUGACAUUAACGAACAACGAAUGCUUGAUUUUAUCGAUACCAUUUCUGAUUUUGGACCAGAACAGCUGCACUGGUUUGACGAGGCGUCUGUCAUUUGUACUACUGGAAACUGGCGUUACGGGCAUGCAGAAAUUGGUAAACCGGCGACAGAAAUACAGUGGUUUGCGUCUAAUGUUAAUUACACAAUAAACCUGCUUACAAGUAUAUUUGGUGUCGAAUAUUCUGAUAUCAUUGUUGGACCUUCCAAUGCUAUGGAAAUGAUGAACUUUUUUUUUGAAGCAGUCAAUGUAGAAGACCACGUUGGAAAUCGUUGUUUGACACCAGGAGAUUGUGUAAUCAUGGAUAAUUUGUGGUUUUCAUCACGCCAGGAUUGUCGAACCUAA